AUGGAGCCGGAUUCUGCAGCAGGUCCUCCCAAGAAAAGCGGCACCACCCUCUCCGUGGACCGGGCCGCCUUCCUCCUGCUGCGCGUCAGGAAAGUGUUCAAGAAGAAGCGACAGCAGCGCAAGGAGCGACAAGCCCAGCAGAGUGCCGCCGCCGCGGGUGGUGCAGGCGGAGUGGGCGGUGGUGCAGGUGGUGGUUCCGGGUCACAAUCGCGACCGGGCAGCCGCAAGCUGCCGCCGCCAUUGUUACGGUCGCGCACACUGCCCGCCAUCAUUGUGCCAGGACUUCCGGUCGUCUCGCUGCACACGGAUAAACAAACAUUUCAAUUGGACGAGCGUUUGCUGGGCAGCAAAAGCCGCAGCGGCAGCGCCAGCGGUCAUCGUUGGUCGCUGCUCACACGUGCCAGCAACAACAGCAGCAGCGGCAACAACACCAACAACAGCAACAACAACAAUGCCGGCAGCAGCAGCAACAACAACAACAACACGCAUUUGGCCAACAACAACAAUACACUAAUGGUAAAAUCAUUGAAUUUGCCGAAAGACGAUAGCAAUUUGGUCUAUCGUCGAAAGUCCUCGGGCAGCACGCCCCACCAACAUCAGAACUCGCACCACCAUUCCCAUCAUCAUCUCCACCAGCAGCAGUUGCAUCAACAGCAGCAACAUCCGCAGCAAUCGCAUCUGCAGCACCUGCAUCACCUGGGGGAUACCUCGCUGUUCCAACUCUCCGAUGAUUUUGAGUGUCACGCGGAUGGAUCCCUGCUGCUCAGAAUACCAGCUCCUCAUGUGGUGGCAGCGCGAGCCUAUCGACUGGCGGCCCGAAAGCGGGCAGCCGCCUCCUCGGAGGCCUCAACGCCGAUGUCCCGGGAGCACACCCUCCACGAGAUGCCUCUGGCGGAGACGGCCAGCUCGGGAUCCGGCUCUGGAUCCGGUUCUGGAUCGAGCACGACCUUCACGCGGCUGGCCAAAUUGCUGCAUCAAUCAAGCGCCCUGGCAGGCAGGCAGUCCAAUCUGCAGCCACCGCCGUCGGCUGACAAUGCGGUCCAGAGUCUGGGCAGAGGACUCGGCCUGGGACUCGGCGAGGAGGCGCCACGGCGUCUGUCCUGGGAGAGGCGCAAGGACAGCAGUGCUCUGCAGCGCUCGGCCAGCAUCGACUCCUUUGCCGAGAUUGUGUUUAGCGAGUCGCCACGCCCCUCGCUGGCAGUCACGGGACCAGGUGGCUCCUCCUCCUGCGGCGCCCCCUCUCCGUUCAGCAAACGUCCUUCGGCCAGCAGCCUGUACUCCACCUCAACGUCCAGCUCCUUCGGCUCGCAGGCGCAGGCCCAGCUGAAUGUCAAUUACGGUGACUCGCCAGCCGGAUCCGGAUCAGCGGGUGGACCGGUCCCCGGCCACCAUGGGGCGUCAGGUGGCGGCGGCAACGGGGGCAGCAGUGCCAGCAGCAGCCGGCGCGAAAGCAUGCUCAGCCCCUCCUCCACGCGCCGCUCCAAGCUGACCAGAAUCAUAAACGGUGAGUGCGGAAAUCGGAUGCGGAAUCCACAAUAUCUACUUUGUUGCCAGGCGAUGCGUGCCAUAUCGUUGCGAUCAUAUGGCUCUUUCAAUCGCUUUAAGUAA
Molecule: messenger RNA, 1608 nt
Organism: Drosophila takahashii
Lineage: Eukaryota; Metazoa; Arthropoda; Insecta; Diptera; Drosophilidae
Source: RefSeq, a predicted model, not a curated record